AGCAACAAGCUAACUGUGAUGAGUCAUGUGUAAUUUCCUUCUCAGGACAGCGACCUGUAGAGUCAGUGUUAAAUAUUUAACAUGCAUAUACAUGUCCCUACAUGUAGACUGAGCUAACGGAAACACUCGUGUGUUCGUGUGUGUGUGUGUGUAUACAUAUACACACACAGUAUAACUCAUUUAAAGGGACUUUGUUUACUGUUGAGAUGCCAUAUUGGAAUGACGUCACGCGUAGGAAUUUCAAGCUGUUUUUGUUUUUUGGUUGGGAAUUACAAGUUACGACGUCAGUCCCCAGUAUACAGAUAUAAUCCUUUGCUGCGGCUGUGUAACCGGCAGGGUGCAGUGUUGAGUUUGGUGGUAUCGAGUAAAACCACCACCACACUGGAGAAGAAGAAGAGCGCGAGCGCUGUGACAUACGACACAGGAGUCUACUACAGCUUCCAUUAAUUGGAUUGAAAGGCUAGAAUUAACAAUGAGUCGCUCUUAUAACGACGAAUUGCAGUUUUUGGAUAAGAUCGACAAGACAUGUUGGCGAAUCAAGAAGGGGUUCGUCCCAAACAUGAAGGUGGAGGGUGUCUUCUAUGUCAACGAGUCGCUGGAGAAGCUGAUGUUCGAAGAGCUGCGAAACGCAUGUCGUGGAGGAGGUCUUGGCGGAUUUCUGCCCGCUAUGAAGCAGAUCGGGAAUGUGGCGGCUCUGCCGGGAAUCGUGCAUAGAUCUAUAGGCCUGCCUGACGUUCACUCCGGAUACGGUUUUGCGAUCGGGAACAUGGCUGCUUUCGACAUGAGCGACCCGACGGCGGUUGUCUCACCAGGUGGUGUAGGGUUUGACAUUAAUUGUGGUGUGCGCCUGCUGAGAACCAACCUGGAUGAAGGAGACGUGCAGCCGGUGAAGGAACAGCUGGCCCAGGCUCUCUUUGACCACAUCCCUGUAGGAGUCGGGUCCAAGGGAGUCAUUCCCAUGAAUGCCAAAGAUUUGGAGGAGGCCCUGGAGAUGGGGAUGGACUGGUCUCUGCGCGAGGGCUACGCCUGGGCUGAAGAUAAAGAGCACUGCGAAGAGUACGGCAGAAUGCUGCAGGCCGACCCGAACAAGGUUUCCUCCAAGGCCAAAAAGAGAGGACUGCCGCAGCUUGGGACGCUGGGAGCAGGGAAUCACUACGCCGAGAUCCAGGUGGUGGACGAGAUCUACAAUGACUACGCAGCCAAAAAGAUGGGCAUCGACCACAAGGGUCAGGUGUGCGUGAUGAUCCACAGCGGGAGUCGUGGGCUGGGACAUCAGGUGGCCACAGAUGCUUUGGUGGCCAUGGAGAAGGCGAUGAAGCGUGACAACAUCGUGGUAAACGAUCGGCAACUCGCUUGUGCCUGCAUCGGUUCUCCUGAAGGUCAGGACUACCUGAAGGGCAUGGCGGCUGCAGGCAACUACGCCUGGGUCAACCGCUCCUCCAUGACCUUCCUUACACGUCAGGCCUUCUCCAAAGUGUUUAACACCACACCUGAUGAUCUGGAUAUGCAUGUGAUCUAUGACGUGUCCCAUAACAUUGCUAAAGUGGAGGAGCACAUGGUGGACGGCAAGCAGAAAACCCUGCUGGUGCAUCGUAAGGGCUCAACACGGGCUUUCCCCCCUCAUCACCCUCUCAUCGCAGUCGACUACCAGCUGACUGGUCAGCCUGUGUUGAUUGGUGGCACAAUGGGCACCUGCAGCUACGUGUUGACUGGCACUGAGAAGGGCAUGACUGAAACUUUUGGCACCACCUGCCAUGGCGCAGGUCGGGCACUGUCCCGAGCUAAAUCCCGCAGGAAUCUGGACUUUCAGGACGUUUUGGACAAACUGGCUGAUAUGGGCAUCGCCAUCAGAGUGGCUUCACCAAAACUGGUCAUGGAGGAGGCCCCAGAAUCCUACAAGAAUGUAACAGAUGUGGUGAACACGUGCCAUGACGCCGGCAUCAGCAAGAAGGCCAUCAAGCUUCGACCCAUCGCUGUGAUUAAGGGUUAAACGUGAGCGCCUCAUCACCGCCAGCGAAUGGUUAAGCUGAGAGAUCGUUCCCACGGGCAAAUAAACAGAGCGGAUGAUUUGGGAACACGGGCGAGAGAGUGGCUGUUGUCUUUAUAGAGGCAAGACUUUGGCAUGCGUGCACAUGAUAUUGUAUGCAGAGAGAAAACCUUUCACCAGAUUAGGAAACGAUCAUUAAGUUUAUUUUUUUGGGUUUUUUUUUUUUUUGGCCUAACAGCUUUAUUGCUAUAAAAGCAAGGGGCUAAAAUGUAUUUUGUUGAUUGAGAUUGAAGAUGGAUUUUGUGAAAAACAGGAAUAAAAGCAUCAGUGAUUGAUGAACUGUCCUGUAGCACUGCAAAACUGUGUUUGUGUAUUUGUGUGUCACUGUCUCUCUGCUAACUUUGCUAACAGGCACGGUAACUUCUCUAGGUUUAUGAUCGAAUGCUAAGUUUUGUAAAGAUUUUCCCCAUAUUUCAUGGAAUUUUCACCACUCUUUAAGAAACUGCAGCUCUGGUUCUUGUAUGUUUGGUUUGUUCACAUUGCUAUAGGACACCUUGGAUGGCGUCUCGCUGUGGACUCGCAUGGCACCGUUGUCCAUUCUCUGCUCUCAACGCGACCCGGAUUGCUCGAGUAACAGCAAUUCUCUAGACAGCAGAUACUGAGCCUGUACUGUUCUACUUCCCUCCAUUCAAGCCCGCCGUAUCGGUUUCCUUCCGUGAUUAGUAGAGUUUUCCUGUGUACUAAAAGUCGUCCACUCGUAUAAAAGGAAAAACUUCAACUCGAGAGGGUUCGGCUGCUCAGCCCUUUGGAGAGCAGAAAAUACACGGCUUUACUGUGUUGGAAAGCAGAGUAGAGGAGCUGGCCAAAUGCAAGACCUGUUAGUAGCAACGCAACAGUAGAGUGAUGUGCAGUACAGUGCUACCUUGCGUAUAAAGACAGACCCUGAUGUACUUAACACUGCAGCCUGUUGUCUGAACUUGACGCUCAACCUGGAGGAAGAACCUGCAUAUGGAGCACUCGGAAGGUCGGCGUGUAACCCCAGA
Ictalurus furcatus (blue catfish) is the source of this 3030-nucleotide messenger RNA. It is a transcript of the gene rtcb, whose product is annotated as RNA 2',3'-cyclic phosphate and 5'-OH ligase. The record is from RefSeq and is a predicted model, not a curated record. Lineage: Eukaryota; Metazoa; Chordata; Actinopteri; Siluriformes; Ictaluridae. The transcript has 12 exons. Gene Ontology annotation, cellular component: nucleus; tRNA-splicing ligase complex. Gene Ontology annotation, biological process: tRNA splicing, via endonucleolytic cleavage and ligation. Bases 473 to 1990 code for a protein of 505 amino acids. Gene Ontology annotation, molecular function: RNA ligase (ATP) activity.